UGGAUCCAGCAUAAGAUGGCACUAACGUCGACUUUUAUUAUCUCACUUAUUCGAACUCCGUUGACAACAGUUGACGUUGGGACUAAGCGCUUGAAAUUUUAUCAUUUUAUCAUGAGUGUCUGUCGGCUAGAAAGUUGCGUUCAAUUUCCUCUUUCAAGGAAGGAACUGAAAGAAACCGUAGAUAAGGCCAGAGACUGGGCGCUUAUGCACGGCCUAAGUAUGCGAUCCAAGAAGAAUUUUAACAGAGACCAAGUGCAAAUAUUACCUUUUGCAUUGCUACCAACAAGUUUUCCUAGAAAAAGCUUUGAAACUGCGAAAAGCGUACAAACUCUAUUGAAUGAACUCAUCCAUAAGGUUGCUUAUAAUAAGGAAUUUAUCGCAGCUAGUCUGAAAAGCACGAUCAAAGCUGAUCCAUUCACAGCAGAAUUAUUCCGUAUAUAUGAAACUGUAUACCAGGAAGGUUUUAGUCAGCGUAUAAGUCUUGGAUUAUUAAGGUCAGACUAUUUGUUACAUGGAGACUUAGGUGGUAAGAUAAAGCAAGUUGAAAUAAAUACGAUAGCAUCUAGCUUUGCUGGUAUAGCUAGUAUUACAUCACAAUACCAUAAAUACAUACUAGCAGAAUUGGGAUAUACAGAGAAGGCAAGAAGUAUUCCAGAAAAUAAUGCUCUUACCGGAUUUUGCAAUGGAUUAGUAGCAGCUUGGAAAUUAUACAACAAUAAGGAGGCUAUUAUAUUGUUUGUUGUCGAGGAUGUGACUUAUAAUAUAUGCGACCAAAGAUUUCACGAAUUUGAAAUUCGUCGAUUAAAUCCAGAGAUUAAAGUUAUCAGAAGAAGUCUAACGAGUUUAGUAUCCGAAUCUACAAUAAAGUUAGGACCACAUAAGGAAUUAAUUGUUGGGAAUAUGAUAGCGGCUGUGGUUUAUUAUCGUUCUGGUUAUCAACUCGAAGCGUAUCCUACAGCUCAAGAAUGGGAUACAAGAUUGCUAAUAGAGCGUUCACGUGCGAUAAAAUGCCCGUCGAUACAGUAUCACUUAGCAGGUACUAAAAAAGUGCAACAAUCCUUGGCUCAAUCGAGUAUAUUGAAGAAAUUUCUAACAGAUGAAGAAUCCAUCACUAAAAUACAAGAAGUAUUUGCCGGUUUAUACACAUUAGAUUUUACUGAUGACGGAGAAAAAGCAUUGACAAUGGCUAUGAAUGAGCCAAGCAAGUAUGUCCUUAAACCGCAACGAGAAGGAGGAGGAAACAAUGUAUACAAUGAUGACAUAAAAACAUGUCUGAAUUCUAUGAAAAAUACAAAGGAGAGAACGGCGUAUAUUCUCAUGGAUCGCAUUUAUCCUCCUUUACAGACAAACUAUCUGAUACGUGCCGCUCAAGAACCGAUAUCAGAAAGUAACGUCAGCUUAUCGGAUGUUGUGGCGGAACUUGGUAUAUAUGGAGUAGUAGUGGGAGAUGGCAAACAGAUAAUGAUGAAUGAAGAAGUUGGUCAUAUUUUGAGAACCAAAUCGUCGACCGAAAAUGAAGGCGGAAUAGUGGCGGGUGUUGGUGCGCUUGAUAGUCCUUAUCUUAUUAGUUGAAACGAUAAUACAAUGACGUAAAUUAUAGCGUAAAUUGCAGUAUGAUUUGCGAAUGUUUGCUAGCCGUUUCGACUGUCAUUGUGCAUUUUAUUACCCAUACAAGAACUCAAGUCCGGACAUUUAAUUGCACUUUUCAAGAAAUUUCGAGAGUUAGAUUACAUUCACCUCUUUCCGUGCCCUUUUUUUUUUUUU
Messenger RNA from Harpegnathos saltator (Jerdon's jumping ant), 1764 nucleotides. RefSeq names its product glutathione synthetase. The record is from RefSeq and is a predicted model, not a curated record. Gene Ontology annotation, cellular component: cytosol. NCBI's taxonomy places the organism in Eukaryota, Metazoa, Arthropoda, Insecta, Hymenoptera, Formicidae. The coding region runs from base 16 to 1572 and encodes 518 amino acids. Gene Ontology annotation, biological process: glutathione biosynthetic process. The transcript is spliced from 12 exons. Gene Ontology annotation, molecular function: glutathione synthase activity; ATP binding; glutathione binding.